UGUUUGUGGUUAUGUUUAGUUGUUUGUUGUUUGCAAAUUGCCGCUCAAUCGUACUAUUUAAAUAACAAUAACCGGCUUUAAAAUGUACGGAAACGAAGAGGAAUACGAAAGUGAUUAUGAAGAUACCGAGUUAUUUAGCCCUUCUUUCAAGCCUUCUUAUGUCGUUAUAGCUAUCGAUACGCAUCCAGGAAUGUUUCAGAAACAACAAACUUCUACUCCAUUUCGCGCCUCUUUAGAAGCGUGCUACAACUUGGCCGACUCUUUAAUAUUUACCAAAGACACUAGAACAUGGAGUCCCUUCGCCGUAAUGCUAACAGGCGAGUCUACACCGCUAAUAGGUUUCAGUAAAAGCAUUUUGGAUACCAUCAAGCUGUUGAAAGAUAAGUUAGACUUGACCGAUUUAGAAUUACAACAAACCCACCAGAGGAAAGGUAACUUGGAUUUGGGUGAGUUUUUCUUGACCUGCAAGAAAAUCUUCCAUGAUGUGAAAACGAUGUUUUAUAAACGAACGCUGAUUUAUAUUAGCAACGAUGACAGACCUAUUGCAGAUAAAAAUUCAAAAUUUACAGCUUUGAAUGAAAUAAAAACAUUUGCAGCGCAACAGAUCGAAUUCCAAAUUUUACCAACAAUCGAAAGUUUUAAUUAUAAGUAUUUUUAUAACGAGUUAUAUGCUAUAUUGGGAUCGAAGAUACAGGAAGAAGUAUGCACUGAUGCAGAGGGUUUAGCCCAGAAACUGUCGUCGACGAUUUUGUUUAAAACUAACGAGAGGAAAGUGUUAUUUUAUCCCUUCAAAGGAGAUUCUGGAAGGUUUUUGAAGUGCAAGCGUGUACAAUUAUUCUCAAAUAUACAAUUGACUAACAGUUUCAUGACCACAAAAGGUGAAAAAGUGAUAAAUAUGAAGGUACCUGGAGACGCGAACCCUGUUUACAGCAUCAGAUAUGUUGGUGAAGGAAAAGCUGAGGGCGUCCAUUUUGAUCUGUGUGAAAAGAAUGCUUUCCAAGACUUCAACCUACCCAAAGGUAUCACUUUAUUGUUUGUAGGAGACAGACAGGUUGAGUUGGGACAUGUGUUUUCUAAACCAAAUUUAAUCAAAGUCGAUCCCAAAGAAGAACUCCCAUUUUUUAAAAAGUUUUGGGAUAAUUGUGUAGCCAGCAAUAAGGUAUUGGUCUGUUGUUUGAAGACUCGACAGCCUGAUAGGUUGAGAUAUGCAGAAUUGAUCCCAGUACUUAUAAAUAAUCAACAAAUGUUUUUGGAAAAACGUCUCCCUUAUGGAAAUGAGAUUAUAUGGCCAGCAAAGAUUGAAUAUCCUGAAGAGGAAAAAAAUGAAGAAAGAAAAUUGGCUAUCAAAGAAUUAGUCAAUAAAUUGACCUUCGAAUUCAAUCCCAACAUGUUGCCUGAUGUGUCAUUAGAAAAGAAAAAGGCUUAUAUUAGAGCCAAAUUAUUGGAUGCCCCCAUGGAAGAGGUGGAAGAUGUGGUGCUCAACCGGGAGCAACUAGAUUUGGUUUUAGAAGAUGUUGUGAAUGAUAUCAGAGAGAAAUUUGAUUUGGUGGUGGAGGAACCCAAGAAGAGAAGACAACCUCAGAAUGCCGGCCCAUCGCGCAAAAAAAAUAAAUAAUAUGUUUUUUUUUUUUUUUAGUAAAUUUGUUAAUUAAGUUUUAAGUUGUUAUUUCUGUGAUUUAAUCAUCAUGUAAGGGAGCGUUUAAGUAUUACGUAACGCAAUUUUUGGAGAUUUUUAACCCCCCCCUCCCCCCAUGUAACGCGCCGCAACGUUUUUCUGUACCCCCCCCCCCCCCCCCUAGUAAAAUGUUACGUAACCACCAAGUGACUAUUUUUACCUAAAAAUGUGGCGUAAAGUACCGGAAAGUUGC
Molecule: messenger RNA, 1868 nt
Organism: Psylliodes chrysocephalus
Lineage: Eukaryota; Metazoa; Arthropoda; Insecta; Coleoptera; Chrysomelidae
Source: the annotation of a GenBank genome assembly